This is a messenger RNA of Dreissena polymorpha, 2921 nucleotides long. RefSeq lists its product as uncharacterized. The coding region runs from base 414 to 1325 and encodes 303 amino acids. NCBI's taxonomy places the organism in Eukaryota, Metazoa, Mollusca, Bivalvia, Myida, Dreissenidae. The transcript has 6 exons. The record is from RefSeq and is a predicted model, not a curated record.
UUACAAUCUCGUCCGAUAAUAUGCCUUUUGAAAAUUAAUCUUCGGAAUGAAUUGAAAACAUUUCAAUAAGCAUUAGCCUAUUCAGAAAAGGCAAUUUAUAUCUACUAUGUUGGCGCACGCGCAGUGCGACUUGGCAACUAUUAACACUAUUACUGUAACAUGUAAUUACACUAUAAAGGAAUUAAAAUUUCACUCGCAGUUUUCAACAGUAUUUGGACUUAAUGUUUGUAGCGAAUUAAAUUUAAAUGAUAACUAAAAUAUAUUUUCAACGUUAUGGUGAUUUAAACUUGGUGGAUAUAGACUGAUCGAUACUCGAACUCCAAAUGUACAGUUUUCAAAACGCACGCGUGUAUGAGAUUUGUAACAUACACCCGCGCCGUUAAUUAUCCAAGAGUGCGAAUUAAUCACCAGCCAUGAGUCAACUGGACUUUCUCGAUUUCUCCUCCCCCUGCCGGUCGGGCAGCUCGUCGUCAGUCGGCGCCAUACCGUUCGGUUUCAACUCCAAGACAAACUACGACGCCAACGAAUCGCUCAUUCAAAUAAGGAGCGAAAACUUCAACAAGCAUGAGCCCAUGAAAGAGGAGGACAUCUGGACGCGCCCGCCGCCCGACUUCCGGCCGCAGAAGUUCGCACCGAGGCCACCAAAACGCAAUUCCCGAGAAUCUCAGCGUCCCUGGCUUUACGGGACUAUUCCGGGUCAGCGGGAGUUCGUAAAGCGGGAUCGAACAAAGGUCGUUCCGCAUCUGUUGCAGCCAAAGAAGGAACACUACCGCGGGUUAGUUACGCUGUUUCAUAUAGACCGGCCUUUCACGGCGAAAAAGAAGUUUGUAGCAGAAGGGAUGAACGCGCCCGGAGAGUUCAAUGAUCCCAUGCCGCAUGACUUUCGAGGAUAUCCUCCAUUGAAAACCUUGGGGUUACCAGAAUUCUUACAAAAGACAGAGAAGGAUCCUUUUAAUAUCAAGUUCCAUACAGACAGACUCAAUACCAUAUAUGAACAUCUUCUCAGGCAAGUCCACGGUAGCCGGGUUGACAAGGCGACGGACCGCGACAUCCGGGGACUUCAGAUGGCCCCUCCCAAGUCCCCGCCGCCUCUGCACGAGUGCCAUCUGCUCAUAGACAAGGGGCCGUAUCCGGUCAAGAACGAGCAGUUCACGAGGUUCCGGGUUCGACACCGGCCAGCGAAGAGCGCUUUUAUGGAGCGAGCCAGUCGAGUGCUGGAAUCCACGUGGGCCAAAGAGAAAUACGAGAGGGCGCUGCGAGAGAACGCAGACGCCAAGGAACAACGCAGACUUUAUCACUCAAUGAUCGCGGCGGCCAAGUCGUGAUCUUGCUUAACAUAGUGGUGGUUUAUCUUAAAAUUCAUAUCUACAUUAUGUGGUUAACUCCCUUGAGUGUUAAAAUCGUCACAGUGGCCUCCCUUCUUUUAACACAAGAGGUGUAGUGUUGCGUUUAAUAACUCGAUUCAAAUUCAAAACCAACUGGUCGACAACGCUGUGAUCUACCUUGAACUGUGUAGGUUAACCUAAAAAUAGAGUAGUUACCUUCCCAUGAAAUUAAUUUUAACAAUGUGGUUUAAGCUGUACGCUGUACUCAGUGGUCUCCCCUGUAAGGCCAUAAACGCACUCCAGAGUUAAGUCCCCUGUCUCCUUGCAUAGUAAGUGAGCGCGGCUGUGUGAAGCGAUCGAUUGAGAUUUUUUGAAAUUCGUUUUAAUAAUAUAUCCCUUUGUUCGCGCAUGAAUGUCAGGACACGUACUAGUAAUUUCGUAUUUUAUUUAUGUAUUGUAAGAAUGUAUUUUCGUUUUCUUUCGUGUAUUUAUGGAAACUGAACGGCAUUAUAAAACAAAUCGUGUGUGUAAAUUGUUCAUGACCAACAUUUAUAUAUUUUAAUGGUUUGAUUUACAUUACAUCAAAAUUGGACAUCGGACUUACGGACAAAGCGAAGUUAUAUGUUCCCCUUUUGGAGAGAUUAUGUUGGGAUUAGUUUAUGUUGAAAGCUUAAACAAUACACUUAACGCAUCAUUAGAUAUGUGGGUUACAUAAUGUUUGCUUGUAAAUACAAUGCUUAUUCAAAGCUUGGCGUACAAGAAAUGCUGUUAAUCUUAUAACACAAUAAUGCACCGUCAAGGACUUAUUAAUUAUUAUCAAUGCGGUACGUUUUAAUAAACGCUUUGUACGUUUUAAAAACUCUUUUCGGAAAUCUGAAUUAAUAUCGAAUAGCAGGAUGUCAAUUAUAGUGCAUUGAUAUCUUUUUUGUGUAAACUUUAACCCAUUUAUGCCUAGUGGAUUCUCCCAUCCUUCUAAAUUGGAUCAAUUUAUUUCCAAAAUUAGUGAUGUCUAGUAUAUUUAUUUCUAUAAUCAGAAUAUUUCUUACAGAAAUUCAUUGAAGCAAACAGCGCAGACCCAUAUGAAACGCCGCAUCAUGCGGCGUCUCAUCUGGGUCUACGCUGUUUGCAAAGGCCUUUUUUCUAGACGCUAGGCAUAAAUGGGUUAUAUAUUUACUUAUUAUAUACUCACGAUGGAUUUGAAUACCGUCCCAAUAAGAUUCAAUGGACCCACCACAUCUAUAAUAUUUAAAAACUGUGUGAAAUGCUAAAUUCUUAAGUGCGUGGAGUAAACAAUCGAUAAAUGUUGCGUGCAUGUUUCCUUAAAAAUAUUAUUAUUUGAAAGUAUCAUUUAGAAAUAUAUAAUAUAAUUACAAAGUAACAACGAGUUAUUAGAAAUUCAUUUACAACCUAUGGAAAUAAAAUGUUAUGAUAUUUACAGAUGUAAAGCGACUUACUCGCUUACUUUUCAUGUUUGCUCAUUAAUCAACUAAAUCAUUUAUAAAUUGUAAGAUGUUGCUUAUUUGUUAAACACGUUGUUAAUACGAUUUCUUAAACUAUGUCACCAAAUUACAUAUUGAAAAAAUCCAACGAAAGUGA